This is a messenger RNA of Tupaia belangeri chinensis (Chinese tree shrew), 951 nucleotides long. RefSeq names its product olfactory receptor 5D18-like. Gene Ontology annotation, biological process: G protein-coupled receptor signaling pathway. Bases 1 to 951 code for a protein of 316 amino acids. NCBI's taxonomy places the organism in Eukaryota, Metazoa, Chordata, Mammalia, Scandentia, Tupaiidae. The record is from RefSeq and is a predicted model, not a curated record. Gene Ontology annotation, molecular function: G protein-coupled receptor activity; olfactory receptor activity. Gene Ontology annotation, cellular component: membrane. The transcript has a single exon.
AUGAUACUAGAGGAGGGAAACCAGAGCUCUGUGACAACGUUCAUUCUGUUGGGUUUCACAGACUAUCCACACCUCCAGGCUCCCCUCUUCCUGGUGUUCCUGAUAAUCUACACAGUCACUCUGGUUGGAAAUUUUGGCUUAAUUAUAGUCACAAGGAUCAAUCCCAAACUUCAUACCCCCAUGUACUUUUUCCUUAGCCACUUGUCUUUUUUAGAUAUUUGUUACUCCAGUGUGUUUACACCUAAACUGUUGGAAAUUUUGAUUGUGGAUGACAGAAGUAUCUCCUUCAAAGGAUGCAUGAUACAGUUUUUUUUUGUUUGUGCAUUUGUAAUUACAGAAAUGUUCAUGUUAGCAGUGAUGGCCUAUGACCGGUUCGUGGCCAUUUGUAACCCUUUGCUCUACACAGUUGCAAUGUCUCGCAAGCUCUGUGCUCUCCUCGUAGCUGGGACCUAUUUAUGGGGUGCACUCUGCUCCACGACAAUCACAUAUUCUCUUUGGGAGCUAUCGUACUGCGGACCUAACAUCAUCAAUCACUUUGGCUGUGAGUACUCUGCCAUCCUCUCCCUAUCUUGCUCUGAUCCUAUCUUCAGCCAGAUGGUUUGUUUAGUCAUUUCAAUUUUCAAUGAGACUUGCAGCCUAUUGAUCAUUCUGGCCUCCUAUGUCUUCAUAAUCAUCACUAUCAUCAGGAUGCCCUCUACAGGUGGACUCCGUAAGGUCUUCUCUACUUGUUCCUCUCACCUGACUGCUAUCUCCAUCUUUCAUGGGAUCAUCCUCCUUCUCUACUGUGUGCCGAACUCUAAAAGCUCAUGGCUCUUCAUCAAAGUAGCUACUGUGCUUUUUACAGUCAUGAUCCCCAUGCUGAAUCCCCUCAUCUACAGCCUUAGGAACAAAGAUGUGAAAGAGACAGUCAAGAGAUUAAUCAACUCCAAACUAUAUUCUCACUCCAUGUAA